This is a messenger RNA of Cynocephalus volans (Philippine flying lemur), 4247 nucleotides long. It is a transcript of the gene RNASEH1, whose product is annotated as ribonuclease H1. Gene Ontology annotation, biological process: DNA replication, removal of RNA primer. Gene Ontology annotation, molecular function: nucleic acid binding; RNA-DNA hybrid ribonuclease activity; magnesium ion binding. Bases 75 to 935 code for a protein of 286 amino acids. The transcript has 9 exons. The record is from RefSeq and is a predicted model, not a curated record. NCBI's taxonomy places the organism in Eukaryota, Metazoa, Chordata, Mammalia, Dermoptera, Cynocephalidae.
GCGAGUGGGGCGCCGCUGCCAUCGCCAGGCGUGGGACCCGGAGCCGAGAUGCUUCCCGGCCCGGGGAGUGAGCGAUGAGGCGGCUCUUGUGCGUGGCCCACGGAGUCGCCUUGGCCGCCGUGCGCUGCGGCUGCGGCCCUUUCAGGCUCAGGAUGUUCUACGCCGUGAGGAGGGGCCGCAGGACCGGGGUCUUCCUCACCUGGAAUGAAUGCAGAGUACAGGUGGACCGGUUUCCUGCUGCCAGAUUUAAGAAGUUUGCUACAGAAGAUGAGGCCUGGGCCUUUGUUAGGAACUCUGUGAGUCCUGACAGUUCAGAAGGGCAAAAGAACAAACAUGUGCAAGAAUCACAAGUAAAAGCCCGCAAGUCCCUCCGUGAGCCCCCAGGUGGAGACAGCGAUGAAAGCACGGAGCCCUGUGCAAAGCGUGUGAAACAGAACACAGAGUCAGCGCCUUCAGUUGGCAAAGACACGUUUUCUUAUAUGGGAGACUUUGUCAUUGUCUACACUGAUGGCUGCUGCUCCAGUAAUGGGCGGAGGAGGGCACGAGCAGGAAUUGGCGUUUACUGGGGACCAGGCCAUCCUCUAAAUGUAGGCAUUAGACUUCCUGGGCGCCAGACAAACCAAAGAGCAGAAAUUCAUGCAGCCUGCAAAGCCAUUGAACAAGCAAAGGCUCAGAACAUCAAUAAAUUGGUUCUGUAUACGGACAGUAUGUUUACCAUAAAUGGAAUAACUAACUGGGUGCAAGGGUGGAAGAAAAAUGGAUGGAGGACAAGUUCUGGGAAAGAUGUGAUGAACAAAGAGGACUUCGUGGAGCUGGAUGAGCUCACCCACGGCAUGGACAUUCAGUGGAUGCAUGUUCCUGGUCAUUCGGGAUUUAUAGGCAAUGAAGAAGCUGAUAGAUUAGCAAGACAAGGAGCUAAACAACCUGAAGACUGAAGAUUGAGACUUCUGCUUCUGAAGUUGACUUGUGCCUUGUGAACAUUAGAGGAAAUCACAGCCCAGGCCAGGGCACACAGCUCAGCAGGGAGAGUGCGAGCUGGGUCUUGGCCCCACCUGCCCGCUUGCACACAGCUGGCCCCGGCUACUAGACGUCUGCAUAGGAACAGUGAUAACCUUUAAAGACUAAGAAGCAUAAAUAAAUCUUUUAAAAAUUUCUUUGGCUCUUUUUGUUAACGCUAUGCCAAUUUAAGAGGUUUGACACAAUCAUUCAUUUACUUAUUUUUCUCUCUUUAUUUAUUGCUUUUGUUUUUAUUUUGGCAGCUGGCCAGUAUGGGGAUCUGAAUCUGCUCUCACCAACUGAGCUAACUGGCCAGCCCCUCAUCAUUUGUUUUUAAAUCUUUAUAUCAUAAAAUAAAAACACAAAAAAUGGCAAAAAAUGUAUAGUUUACUGAAUUAUUAUUAUUGUAAGGUGAAUAUUCUUACCACCACCUCAGUAAGAAAAUUUCAGUAAUCCCCCUUUAUCUGCAGUUGUGCUUUCUAUGGUUUCAGUUGCCAUGGUCUGAGAAUAUUAGAUGGAAAAUUCCAGAACUAAACAAUUCACAGAUUUUAAAUUGCACACCGUUCCAAGUAGCAUGAUGAAGUCUUCGUCCCGCUAUACCCUGCCUAGGGCGUGAAUCUUCCCUUUGUCUAGUGUGUCCACACUGUGUAUGCUGCCUGCCUGUUAGUGACUGCCAUCAUCUGCUCCUGACAUCCAACCAUCGACAUAGUCGUGGCUUGAAGAUCCAGGAUCACCCAAAGCAGACGAUCUCCUUUUGAUGUAUGGUCAGAAGGUCAGUGGCAGCCUGAUGCUACGUCAUAAAGCCUGCAUCCUUCACCUCACCUCAUCUCAUCUCGUGGGCAUUUUAUCACCUCAUGCUGUCACAAAAAGAAGGGUGAGAACAGUACGAUAAGGUAUUUUAAGAGAGAGAAACCGCAUUCACAUAAUUUUAUUAUAGAAUAUUGUUACAACUGUUCUAUUUAAUUAUUAGUUGUUGCUAAUCUGUGCCUAAUGUAUAAAUUAAACUUUAUCAUAAGUAUGUAUGUAUAUUCAGGAAAAACUGUAUGUAUAAGGUUCGGUGCCAUCCACAGUUUCAGCAUCACUGGAGGUCUUAGAGCAUAUCCCCUGCGGAUAAGGGGGACUACUGUACUUUGCAAGACACUCCAGAAGACUCUACCAGGGCCUCUCCAAUCACAGCCUUCCCCUAGCCCCAAAAGUAAGCCUGAGUUUUGUAGAAAUUACUUCCUUGCAUUUCUUUAUGGCGGUUUAGUUUUGUCCACUUUUUUAAAAAACUUGAUAUUUCUUGAGUCAUAAGUCUCUUAAUUUGCAGUUCCCCUCCAUCCAUCGCCUUCCUCACAGUUUAUCUGCUGGGGAACCUGGGCCCUUUGUCUUGUGGGUUCCCACAGUCUGGCUUUGCUGCUGGCCUUCUCAGUUGCAGUUCCGCAUGCUCCUCUGUACUCCGUGUUUCCUGCAAAUUGGCAGCUGGAUCAGAGGCGGGGGCAGACUCAGCUUUGAUUUCUUUGACAAGACAAUGGGUGGUUAGGUGCUCUUGUCAGGAGUCCUUUGUGAUGGUGACAGCUGCUGACGCUCUGCCCAGAUCCAUUCACUAUUUGGGGCUACACAAUGGUGAUAUUCUAAUUCUGUCACUUGGAUGGCAUUUAUUGGUUGGAAUGGUUUUUAAGAAAGAUGCUUCCUUUCAUGUACUAUUUGGUUACGCAGCAGUACAGCCCAAGGAGGAAAGGCAGGAUAAAUGCUUGGUUCCUUGCUUUUAUACACAGUGUCAAGAUAAUGAAUUAGUUCUCUGUCAUCCUUAGAAGGUGAGCAAUGAAAGUGUUUUAUAUAUACCAAGAACUUAUGGACUUAAGCAAUUUUGAUGGGUUUCAAUCCGUUGCAAUUUUUAUCUUUAUUGAACUCAAAUUGUCCCUUCUUUGGCCUGUGAGAGGGACCCUGUUCACGUUGGCUCUUGGGUUUCUUUUGAUAUGCAUGUAUACAGUGUACCUGCACAGACCGCACACACAGUCAUUGCUGUCAGCGGCAGUCUGACAUGCCCAGGUGCUCUAGGCCCUGCUUUUACAUCUCCUGCUCAGAACUGGAACCACUAUUUCUACAAGAAGCUGGUGGAAAUGGUAUUUCAAAUCCAUAAUCUGGGAUGCUCAUUGCUGCAGCAAUGAUCAUUGUUUCUAGGACUUUUCGUUGGACAAAGCUAUUAAAACAAAACAUGCACAUACUUUUGCACAUGUACAGUUAAAGAUAUUUUCUGAGCUCAUAUUGAUAUUCGCAGUACAAAUUCAGGAUUCCAGGGUUUUUACUUAAUCUCUCCUAUUAUUAUGUCUGUGUCUCCUUCUACACUGAGAAUUCUGGUUCUCAAGACACGGGAUGAUGAAACAGAAUAUCCCAUAAUCACUCGCUCAUUUCAUUCCACUUUAACAUGCAGAAUUUCAAUAUAAUACAAUACCAUACCUUUAGUUAUAAUAAUGAAAACAGUACUAUAUCUACAUUGUCAGUCAUUACAUAAUAAAAUCGCUAACUUUUGCCCUCAGUCUUAUUUCUAUGUAUUAAAUUCUCAUAACCAAUCUUUAGGUCAGUGUCAUUUGGGGAACAGUAUUCUCUGAGUUCCCAUAUGUUGAAUUUAGUUUUGCUGGAUAUGUAAUCCUUGGCUCAGAUUUUAUUUCUUUGAAUAUCCUAAAUGUUUUAUUGUUUUCUUCCAGCAUAAAGUGCUGUAUGGAAAGCCUAAUGAAUCUUAUUUUCUUUCCCUUGUAAGUCGUGCUCUUUUUGCUUAGAUGCGUAAAGGAUCGUUUUCUUUUUCUCUUCAGUCAGUAAUUUUAUUGGAAUGUGUCUUGUGUUGGUUGUCCCACGUCAGUAUUUUCAGGUGUAUAGUAUGCUCUUCCUGUGCGUGUUUUCAAAUCUGUUAUUUCAGGAAGGUUUUUUUGAAUUGUGGUUUAUAGUGUUUUUGCCUCUGUUUUCUUCUUUGGGAACCCCUGUUAUGUGUAUGUUGAAAUCUAAUUGACCUCUCUUCAGUAUUUGCUACUUUCAAAUCUCUUUUAUCUCUCUUUCUUUUUGAUUUUUAAAAGUUGUUAUUGUACCCCCUUGCUUUCAGAAACAGCUUUUUUGAGGUGUGAUUGACAGACAAUAAAGUGCAUAUAUUUGACAUGACUUAUGUGUUUACCUGUGAAACCACCAAUGUACCACAUUUUAUUCACCUGUUGACCGACAUGGAUUGUUUUUAAUUUCUAACUGAAAAAUAAAGCAAACAAAGCUGCCGUGAACAUUUA